GACCGAGGAGGAAGAAAUUGACCAUCUAGGACAGCAUGUGUCGUUAAGCCUAGGACGAGACAUAAUGGUCAUUGUAGCCGCAAGCCGGUCUUGGAAGAAGACCUGGGAUGUGAUGAUGAGGAAGUACCUAGCGGCAGAGAAAAUGGCAACGGAGGCCGACCUAGCGGCAGUGAAAAUGGCAACAGAGGCCGACCUAGCGGCAGUUGAGAGGAAGAACUUCGCAACGUACAAUGAUUUCUUACGGGAAUUUACUCUAGUAGCACUAAGGAUUCCCGGGGUCACGGACCGGAUAAUGAGCAAAUAUUUCCUCAGGCAGUUCUCCGAGUUCGACAAAGACGAGAUCCUCUCAGCUCACCAACAGACGAGCAAGUUCGUAAACACGCGGGAUGUUGAUUUUAACACGGUAACGGAUCUGGCUAAGAAAACGGUAGUAACGAAAACGUUGGCCUUGCUCAACGAAGGGGAAAUCAUAGAUCUGACCGGUAGAACGGGCGACAAGGUAAAGAAGGGGAUUGAAAGUCUACAUGAGCGGGUGCACGGGGUCGACAAUAAAAUUGAAAGGAUGGAGGGCGCGCUACUGGUUAUGCAGGCGCAAGUAUCCCGACCCGCCCUCCCUCCCCAGGAAGCUGUGCUUCCGCCAGGUGUAGCCGAUCGGGGAUUCGGACGGAGAGAUCCUGCUAACGAGAAAUGCAAGUACUGUACCGCGAUGGGACAUUAUGUGCGCGCGUUCCCAAAGCUCAACCAUGAUAUUCUGAAAAGAAGGUGUACCAGGUCAUUAAAGGGGGAAAUAUUUGGACCACAAGGGGAACGGGUGAACUGGAACUCGCCAGGAGGGAUGUGGCGAGCCAUUAUCAUGCUCAACGGGUUAGAAAUAACGACCAUAGAAGCCGAACCGGUGGGCGAGAUCAUCUGGGAUCAACUCCGGGGGCGCGGGCCGCAGGUCAACUUUAUUUUGGAAAACGACGGACGUGAUAGGGUGAACGCAACCACUCGACUAGGAACGACUGGGAGAAGGAUUAACCGUGACACCGUGAUAGAGGAGGUUGCUGGAAGUUCGGAACCCCAGGCAGAGCCUGAGGCCGAGGAAUCGGAAAUGGUCUAUGGGAAACCUAGGGAAGAGAAGCCUACAGACAAAGUUACCGCUGCCAAGAAGAAGUUUAUGUACCAAAUCCCGAUCUUAUCCUUGCCUGAGAUCGACAACACCAUUAGCAAGUUACUAGGAACCAUGGUGUCGGUGUCUUUUCAAACCAUGCUGCAGGCUAGCCCUAGGUUGCUCAAAGGGCUUAGACAACUGUUGACUCGGCGGCGAGUAGAAAUAGGCGACAACCCCAUAUUACCAGAAGGGGAGAGGGAGGAGGAAGCUCCGCAAGAAGUGGCUAACCUUCAGAGGAGUCACGGGGACUUGGAGGAUCUCGAGAAAGCUUUUGCGGACAUUCGUUUGAGUUUGCCCGACCGAGAGGGCGGCGAGGUCAUGAGGUCACCACCCGGGACAAAGCUUAGCUUUCAUGCACUGCCCAUAGGGAAGCUGAAAAUCCAGAUCGGGACUCAUCAUACCGACACAUUAGUAGACGGGGGAGCAGAAAUCACUCUCAUAAGAAGAGAUUUCGCAACGAUCACGGGAUGUACGGUAAACAAGGAAGUAACAGGGAGCAUCCGGGGAGCUGGCAGGGAAAUCCCGUUCCCUGGGUAUGUCACGAAGUGUGCUGUAAAGGCAGGAGUCAGGGAAUUGAUCUGGUCGUUUCAGCGGAUGACCGUAAUGGAGGAAAUUGACCACGACAUAAUCCUCGGGAGACCGUGGUGCGCGAACGUGGAGAUGAUAGGCAUGCACUUGCACGAUGGCUCAUACAUGGUAGACAUAGAGGACCCAGUGACCGGCUGGGGAGAGCUCCUCCGACUCCUUGGAAUGGGAGGAGACCCCCCGAAGAGGAAAUUGGCAACAUGGUCACCGUCGUUCGAGGAUAGCACGCGAAAAGGGGCUUUCGCACAGAUGGAGGGUAUGAGAGAAAGGGUAGAAAUCAUGAUUGAGGAAGCAUUCAACAAGAAGGAGUGGAUCAAGAUGGGCCUGCCCCAGAAGAAGAGGAGGCAGGAGGACGAAGUCCUAGGUGUUAUGGUAGCAGAAAAGGAGUCAGAAGUCGAACUUGGUGCUAGCCUGCCUAGAAGGAAAGAAGUACGCAUAGACGUGUCAGAAGUCGCACUCGAGAUCUCCGAUCUGUUACAACUCAUCAAGGCUCUCAGAUGCCACAAGGUAGGAGUGGACUCAACAGCCUUGGCCAAUUUCGAAGGAGAGGUGCAAAAGGGAUAUUGCCUGAAUGGGAAACUAGUUAGUAUUCAACCACGAGUCGUAGAGGCGACGAAGGCAAUUCCGACUGUUCACUUUUUAGGAGAAAGAUCCCGAAAGGAAAUGUUCGAAAGUACAAGCCGGUAGGGAAGAAAGCAAAAUCGUUAUCAAUCCUGCUAGAGACAUC
Molecule: messenger RNA, 2465 nt
Organism: Chara braunii
Lineage: Eukaryota; Viridiplantae; Streptophyta; Charophyceae; Charales; Characeae
Source: the annotation of a GenBank genome assembly